CCUCUCGUAUAGAUUUGUUUUGUUUGGUGGCGCGGUUGUAUUAAGACGAUUAAUCGGAAUUGUACGAAAUGGACUUGACAACUUUACUUAGAAAGUAUGUGCAAGUUCGUGAAGGAGCCAAUGAAAGAGGUAAUAUUACUGUGGAAGAUAAAUAUUUUCAGAACAUAUACGAAAGGUGGAAGGGUACGAAAACGAGAAAUACGGAUUCUACUUAUAAAGUGAUUCCAAAAUUUUAUUUUAAGUUGCCAAAAGAGGAUGAAAUAUUGCCGCAAAAGUUACGAGAAGAAACACGGGCUCUAUUUUUGCAAAGACGUUCAAGGCAGUUACUUGAUAACAAUGAAUUGAGAGCAUUAUGGGUACUAUUGGAUAAGAACUAUAGUUUACCAAUAUCUAACGAUGAACAACUCAUUAAUUACGAGGAUUUUAAAAAAGUCGGGAGAUUAGCCGGCACCAAAUGUGCAUCAUAUUUUACUGCUGUUGUCUUUGCUAAACUACAACAGGGUGAUUCUCAUGGAAGGAUCAGUAUUAUGGCACUGUUUAAUUAUGUGAUGCGAAAAGUAUGGUUGCAUCAAACACGGAUUGGGUUAUCAUUGUAUGACGUUACUGGACAGGGUUAUUUGCGAGAGUCGGACUUGGAAAACUACAUUCUGGAACUGAUUCCGACAUUACCACAACUCGAAGGCCUUGAGAAAUCGUUCCAUUCAUUUUAUGUUUGUACCGCAGUAAGAAAGUUUUUAUUCUUCUUAGAUCCUUUGCGAACCGGUAGAGUUCGUAUUCAAGAUAUUUUGGCAUGUAGUUUUCUUGACGAUCUUUUGGAACUACGUGAUGAGGAUUUGCCUAAAGAUUUACAAGAAGCAAACUGGUUUUCUGCACCAUCAGCACUAAAAGUUUAUGGCCAGUACCUUAAUCUAGACCGUGAUCACAAUGGCAUGUUAAACAAAGGUGAAUUAUCUGGGUACGGAACAGGUACUUUGACAGAUGUAUUCCUUGAAAGGGUGUUUCAAGAGUGCUUAACAUACGAAGGAGAGAUGGACUACAAGACAUAUUUGGACUUCGUCUUGGCUCUGGAAAAUCGACAGGAACCGCAAAGUUUACAUUACUUCUUCCGGAUAUUAGACAUCAAUACCCGAGGAUACCUUGAUACUUUCUGCCUCAACUACUUCUUCCGGGUAUGCAAGGUUUUUUCAUUUGAUUUUCUAAUUCUCAUGUAA
This is a messenger RNA of Orussus abietinus, 1211 nucleotides long. RefSeq names its product serine/threonine-protein phosphatase 2A regulatory subunit B'' subunit gamma. The transcript is spliced from 5 exons. The coding region runs from base 69 to 1211 and encodes 380 amino acids. NCBI's taxonomy places the organism in Eukaryota, Metazoa, Arthropoda, Insecta, Hymenoptera, Orussidae. Gene Ontology annotation, biological process: cortical cytoskeleton organization; T cell homeostasis; positive regulation of B cell differentiation. The record is from RefSeq and is a predicted model, not a curated record. Gene Ontology annotation, cellular component: centrosome; spindle.